Molecule: messenger RNA, 4362 nt
Organism: Alligator mississippiensis (American alligator)
Lineage: Eukaryota; Metazoa; Chordata; Crocodylia; Alligatoridae
Product: bactericidal permeability-increasing protein
Exons: 17
Coding region: 2628-4211 (527 amino acids)
Biological process (GO): innate immune response; defense response to Gram-negative bacterium; lipopolysaccharide-mediated signaling pathway
Molecular function (GO): lipopolysaccharide binding
Source: RefSeq, a predicted model, not a curated record
CGCGGCCGCGCUCCUCUGACUGCAAAACAUCCCCAGCGCAGCGCCAGGCCUGGGAACAGCAGCUCCCAUUGUGCCCGCAGACACAGGCCCCGCUUCGUGCCCAGCCGGCGGUGGCAUGGGCUCGGCGCACGCUGGGGGAGAGGGGAACGGGCAGGGGAAAGCCCGGUCCAGCCCUGGCGUCGUGCACGGCAUCCAGCGCGGUGCCUCCAGGGCUGAGCUUGGCCCGUGGCGCCUGCCAAGAGGAACACAAGACGCCCACACAGGCUUGUUUUUCUAACCAUUUCUGCUUCCUCCCAAAGAGGUUUCUUUCUUUCUUUCUCCCUGAAAGGGGCCUGCCAGCCAGCGCCGUGGAUUGUCCUCUCCUGCCGCUGCGCCGCUCCAUUGGCCGCUCGCUUCCUUUUGUCCUGUGGCAAAAUCCACGUCCCCCUGGGGCAGCCUGGGGAGCGCGGGAGGUGCGGGGGGAGGAAGGGAAGUCCCGGCCAAACGAGCCCGUGCAAGGGACUCUGCGGAAGCGGAGGCCUUUGCGGGGAGCCGGGUCUCCACCUCUGCAGAAGCCGAUGGGGAAAUGACCCUGGGAAGAAACCACGGGAGCAAAUCCCACGGUAGCGCGGCAUCAGGGGACGCCGCAGCACUGGGACCGCGUCGUGUGCGUGUAAGAAGCGGGCACGUGGCUCGCCCGGGCUAGCUGCCUGCCGCAGACGCCGUCAGCGUGCUAGGCCAGUCUGCGCGGAGCAAGCCGUACCCCAGGCCAUGGGCGCGGAGAGCGGCACGCAGAGGGCAGCUUCUCCGAGGGGGAACGGAGGGGCUGGGCCUGGCAGGAGGCUGCCCACCACAUGCCCACCCGUGGGAGAGGCACACGCCAGCUCCGGGACUGGAAGGGGUAAGCCCUGCUGCUCCUGGGCGCCGAUUGUCCGCCCUGCCCCAGCGCAGCGUGGGCCUGCUGGGAAGGGACCGCAGCAUCAGAGCGCGGGGAUCCUGGACGAGCCGGCGGGGAGGCAGCUGCAAUAACAAGCCGGCGGGCAGGGAUCAGGCGGCGGCCGCACAAAGCGCUCCGCAAACAAGCAGAGCCCGGGGAGGUCUGGCGAGGGGGAGCGUGGUGCUGCUGCCACGUGGACUCUGGGCCGGGGACCGCGUCUCCCCCCGUCCGCGCGCAGGCUGGACGUCCACGCGGCGCUUCGGGAAGAGCUGGUUCCAGCUUCGGAGCGGAGACUGCUGCAUCCCGGAGGAGGCAAGCAAGGGCGCAGCUUGCACUGGCAGUCCCAAGGCUGCUGGGCAAUGGGACCCAAAUGCUGGAGACUUCUGCACCGCGUGUGUCCAGGGAGGAGGCAGCCUGAGCACGAAAUGGCUCCCCGAGGAUGCCCCUUGCAGCAGGUGAGACCCCGUCCCAGCUGGGCUCAAGCCCCCGGCAACGCCCGGACGUCUGGGCACCGCAUGACGCCGGGCAGAGCUCCUGGGGGCAGCCGUGCAGCGCUGACCGGGGCAGAGGACAUCAGGGCGUGCGGUUCUCCUUCCCCCCACCCCGCUCCUGCCUGUCACUCCCCUCCUCCGCCUCGCUGGGCUCCAGCAGCUGUGCAGACGGCUGGAUGCAGCUUUUCUGUCUGGCCUUUCCCAGCACAGAGGCCCAUUCAGAGGCUGGGUGGCCUGGGGUCUCUCCGGGGUCACUGCUCCUGCGCCCGGAGCCGGAUUUCUGCAGAAGCAUCGUCCCCGCGGCUCUGUGUCGUUAUUGUCUCCCACGAGGCUCCCAGACGCGGUGUCACGGAGAGGGGAGCACGUCUUUCCGGGGAUGAUGUCACCGCCUUGGAGCCUUGCUGGGUGUCACAGCGAUGCCGCUAAGGGCUGGGGCCAAGGGGCAUGACCCCCGACCCUUCUGCAGCCAGCAGCUGGGUCUGCAACUACCCACGGCCUCGUGCCGCUUGCCAGGGGACCCGGGGGCACCCCAGCUCUGCACCCCACGGCCUGGGGCUGCGUGCACAGCACGGGACCCCUGCAGGCUCCUGCAAGGGUCCCCCUGAGCUCCGGCACAGCUGCCCCCACACUGGGACCUGUCACCAGGCAUCAGCUUGGAGGUGCUGGGGUGGGGGGCAAAGAGAUCUGGCCUCCAAAUUGCCCAUUCUGUAGCUCUGGGGGGGUGAAGGGGUCUAGUGUGCUGGAAAGCCUGGUGCUAAGCGGUCCCCUCUGGGUCCAGGAACGGCAGAGGAUGAGGAUGCACGGCGUGUCUAGGAGCACGGGCAAGGCAUGCAGAGGACUGUGCAGAUGAUUCCUCCUCUGCGUGCGUUGUGCAGUAAUCGCGCCCAGCCCGGCACCACCCUUCACCCCGCGCACACACAGCUACCGGCUCUUGAGCAAUUGCUUUGUUGCACAAAUGUCUUCUUUUGGGGCGGGGGUACUCUGGGACGCCAGGAAGGCAGCAGCGUGCGUUCACCCGGGCAGCCCUGCAUUUCGUGGGUCCACAGCUGAGACAUGCGCGGCCCGGUGGGGACACGCGCCUCUGCACGGAGGGACCCCGGCCUCGUCUGAGUCCCUGCAGCAUUUAGUGCAGCGCUGAGCCCUGCCCGGGGAGCAACGUCUGUGGGUUGCAGAAAGGAAACGGUCGCAGCCGCAGCUCCUCCCUCUGCAGCUCCUUGAAGAUGCUCGAGCAACUUUCUGCUUCCUCCCCGCCUGCCCCACCUCAGUUUCCCUUUUUAGAUGGGCUGGAAACGCCUGGGUUAUGCCACAAGGGUUGGAGGGCAGGGAACCCCUCAGUCCGCUCGGCACGGCUCCGCGCGGCUCUCGGGAUGGCGGUGCAGAGCCUGGCGCCGGCUGCCCUCCUGUUGGCGGUCUCCAUCACGCUAGCCAGGGCCACCAAGCCCGGGAUUGUGGCUAGAAUCACCGGUCCGGGCCUGGACUAUGCCCUCCAGAAGGGCAUCUCUGCCCUGGAGAAGAAACUGGCCGAGAUGAAGCUGCCAGACCUCUCAGGGUCCCAGGAGACACCCGUAGGAGACGUGUACUAUGAAUUCUCCCGCUUGAACCUCCGCAGCUUCCGGCUGCCGAGCUCCCAGAUCACCCCCCUCCCCGACGUGGGCGUCCAGGUGUCCGUCUCCAAUGCCUUCGCCCAGCUGACGGGGAACUGGAGGUGGAAGAGAGGGCUCUUUGGGGACGACGGCCAAUUUAACCUGAAGGUCACCGGUCUCAGCAUCUCUGUCGGGCUGCAGCUGGGGAGAGACGCCUCUGGGAAACCCACCGUGACCGCCUCCGGCUGCACCACCUGCAUUUCGGAUGUCGACGUGGACGCUGGCUGGAUUUACAAGCUGAUCAUCAAGAUAAUUAAGUCGCACAUCAAGGCACUGAUGCAAAGCCAGGUCUGCAGAGAGGUGAGGAGCUUCGUCAGCACCCAGCUGCAGCCCUACCUCCACGCGCUGCCAGUCACAGCAGCGAUAGACACGGUGGCCGGCGUUGACUACUCCCUGGUGGCCUUCCCCGUGGCGACAGCCCAGUAUGUGGACGUGAGUCUGAAGGGCGAGAUCUUCUCCCGGGCUCACCGCGCGCCGGCCCCCUUCUCUCCCCCCGCCCUGGCCUUCCCGCCGGAGCACGGCCGCAUGGUUUACCUGGGGGUCUCCAGCUACGUCUUCAACACCGCCAGCUUUGUCUACCAGGCCGCCGGGUGCCUGGUCUUCAGCAUCACCGACGACGUGUUUCCCAAAGAGGGCUUUUUUCACCUGAACACCUCCACCUUCUACCACUUCGUGCCCCAGCUGAAGCAGCGGUACCCAGACCGGCUCAUGAAGCUGCAGCUCACAACCCCCUCGGCGCCGUUCCUGACCAUCGCACCCGGGGGCCUGGAGCUGGCGCUGGUCGCGGACGUCCAAGCCUACGCCAUCCUGCCCAACGCCAGCCUCACCCCGCUCUUCCUCCUUCACCUGACGAGCAACGUUUCUGCCAGCGUCACCGUGAGCUCUGCCCGGAUAUGCGGGGCCUUGGCAUCUGGCGGGCUGGAGCUGUCGCUGAAGCACUCGGACAUCGGCCCCUUCCCUGUGCUAGGGCUGCAGCAGUUCAUGAACUUCCUUGCCUCCAACAUCCUGCUGCCCUUGGUGAAUGGCAAGCUGGAGAAGGGCUUCCCCCUCCCGCUGCCCGCACACGUCCAGCUCUCCAGCUGCGUCCUGCAGCCACACCAGGUUGUCUUGCUUGAUGGAGACCUGGGAUAUUAUAUCCACCAGCUGGAGAUGCAGAUGUAAGACCUAUAACUGUGCUGUGCUAAGGGGAUCGCGGAUGAGCCAAAAUGCUGCAUGCACAGGGGUAAGGGCUGUGCACCCGGAAGCUUGCAAAGAAGAGUUUUUCCAACUAUUUGAGUUGAUCUAAUAAAAGGUGUCGGAUUCACCCCCAAAA